CGCUAUCAUGGCGCCGUGCCCCACGCCUCCAGUCUCUCUCCCUUCACCACCAGCUUCACCAUCGUCGUCAGGUGCGCCGGCCGUCAGUCUGAACCAUGGCGUCUGAACGAAGCCCCCUCCUGGACUCCCAGGACCGUCCCGAUGUCGAAGCCGACAAGCCCGGUCGCUUCUCGCGCGUCCGCGAGCUCGCCCUCUUCGCCUGGGCUCUCAUCGCCACCGCCGCCGUCAUAAUCCUCGCCGUCUGCAUCCAGCACAACCAGCAGACUCACCCCAGGCAAGAUGUCCCCGCCGUCAAGCGCAACCUCGUCUUCAUGGUCUCGGACGGCAUGGGUCCCACCUCGCUCUCCCUGACGCGCAGCUUCCGCCAGCACACCCAAGGCCUCCCCAUCGACAAUGUCCUCGUCCUGGACAAGCAUUUCUGGGGCUCCAGCCGUACCCGGUCCAGCAACUCCUUGGUAACCGAUAGCGCCGCUGGCGCAACCGCCUUCUCUUGUGGCAUGAAGAGCUACAAUGGUGCCAUCGGCGUCCUCCCGGACCACGAGCCCUGCGGCACCGUCCUCGAGGCAGCGAAGAGGCUUGGCUAUCACACCGGGCUUGUCGCUACAACAAGAGUAUCGGAUGCCACCCCAGCAUCGUUCGGAGCACACGUGUUGACGAGGUCCAUGGAGGAUUCCAUCGCCCUCCAGGAGAUCGGAGAGGGUGUGCUGGGACGCUCUGUUGACUUGAUAUUGGGCGGUGGUCGAUGCUACUUCCUCCCCAACAGCACCGAAGGAAGCUGCCGCUCCGACGACGUCGACGUGGUCGAAAUUGCCAAGACGAAGCACAAUUGGGCCUACAGCGAUUCUCGCGCUGGUUUCGACGCCCUUGAGAACGGCGAGAAGGCCCAGCUCCCUCUCCUGGGUCUCUACGCCUCUCACGAUAUCCCCUUCGAGAUUGACCGCCGAAACCACAACGACAUCUACCCCUCCCUCAGUGAGAUGGCAAAGACGGCCCUUCGCGUGCUCGAGAAGGCCACCGAGGACAGCGACAAAGGCUUCUUCAUCAUGAUUGAGGGCAGCCGAAUUGACCACGCCGGUCACUACAACGACCCCGCCGCCCAGGUCCACGAGGUCAUCGAGUACGACAAGACCUUCCAGGUUGUUCUCGACUUCAUUGCCCAGAGCAAGACCGAGACCGUCCUAGUUUCCACCAGCGACCACGAGACCGGCGGUCUUGACGCGGCCAUCCAAAUCCCCGGCCACUUGCCCGUGUACAACUGGUACCCCCAAGUCCUUGCCAACGCCACCGCCUCAGCCGAGUGGCUUGCCGCUAAGCUCCGGGCCCACGUCUCCGGCUCCGACGCCGCUGGCAAGACGGACAAGCUCAAGACCUGGAUCAACGAGGAGCUCGUCGUCCCCGGUCUCGGCAUCUCCGACGCCACCGACGCUGAGCUCGCCCUCGCCGCCGAAAACGCCGACAACGCCCUCGAAGUCUUCGCCGACAUGAUCUCCCUGCGUGCCCACAUCGGGUGGAGCACCCACGGCCACACGGCCGUCGACGUCAACAUCUACAGCUCCGGCGGCCCCGGCACCGAGAAGAUCCGUGGCAACGUGGAGAACACCGAGGUCGGAGACUUCCUCAGCGAGUACCUCGACGUCAACAUCAAGGAAAUCACCGACGAGCUCAGGGAGAAGACGGUCAAGCCCGGUGGCGAGGCCAUAGCCGCAGCCCAGGCUGCAUGGAAUGUGCAUGCGGAGAGCCACCACAUGGCGUGGUAAAUACAUACGUAAUAGACAGAUACAUCAUGGAUCAGGGCGCACGGGCACUAUAGAAUGACUGAAGAGUUGGGACAUGACACCAUACACGGAGGAGCAAGCAUAGCAUGAAGACUAAGCGAGU
Molecule: messenger RNA, 1878 nt
Organism: Ilyonectria robusta
Lineage: Eukaryota; Fungi; Ascomycota; Sordariomycetes; Hypocreales; Nectriaceae
Product: alkaline-phosphatase-like protein
Exons: 2
Coding region: 96-1757 (553 amino acids)
Biological process (GO): dephosphorylation
Cellular component (GO): fungal-type vacuole membrane
Molecular function (GO): alkaline phosphatase activity
Source: RefSeq, a predicted model, not a curated record